GUUAUAAUUUAUUUCUCUAUCUUCCAAAACUCUCUCUGUUCCUAUACUCAUCUCUCUCUCUCUCUCUCUCUCUCCGAUGACAACAUUGUAGAGCAUUUAUUGAGCUUUCUCUACUACCAUUUUGAAUGCUUGUUUCAAAAAACACACGAGAUUCUUGCUUCAUGUCCUUGUUCCAUUUCUGGGUCGGAUUAUCAGAUCUAAGUUAAGCUCACCACCUCCAGCUACUGCUCUCAUUCUCCAUUUUCUCUCUGGUUUUUCUUUCAAAAUUUUCCAAGACCCUUUAAAGGGGGGUUAAUUUAAUUUAUUUAAGACAAAACUUUGGGGUGGUAAAAAAAUAAAAUAACAUUUUUCAAUUGGAGUUAGGUAGCUAGAAGCCAAAAAAUGCCACAAGAAAACGGCAACUCCAAUUCAAAUUUCACGACCAACUCUCCUUGCAAAAACAUGAGAGGAAUAAAGGCUCUGAACUCUCAAAAUGAAGCUCCAUAUGCAUUCACUGAGGAGAUUAUCAAUGACUUUGAAUUGGCUCAGAGAAAAGCCGAAGAAGCAGCUUCAAGGAGGUACCAAGCCGCUGAAUGGCUGCGUCAGAUGGACCAUGGUGCCUCAGGAACACUGUCCAAAGAACCUUCCGAGGAAGAGUUCUGCCUGGCACUCCGCAAUGGCCUCAUUCUUUGCAACGUUCUCAACAAAGUCAAUCCCGGCGCUGUUCUCAAGGUGGUGGAAAAUCCAAUUAUAGCAGUUCAGUCAACAGAAGGGGCUGCACAGUCUGCAAUUCAAUACUUUGAGAACAUGAGGAAUUUCCUUGAGGCUGUUAAAGAAAUGAAGCUCUUGACAUUUGAAGCCUCUGAUUUGGAAAAGGGAGGCUCAUCAAGUAAAGUAGUGGAUUGCAUUCUAUGCCUCAAAGGAUAUUAUGAAUGGAAGCAAGCAGGUGGGAUUGGAGUGUGGAGAUAUGGAGGGACGGUGAGGAUCACGUCUUUCCCAAAAGGAUCCCCAUCCUCCUUGGUUGGCAGUGAAACCACCGAUGAGUCAUUGGAUGAUUCUGAAUCGUCACAGUAUGAACAGCUAUUAGAAUUUCUCCAUCUUUCUAAUGAGGUCUCAAUUGAAGAGUCUAGAACUGCCAAUGUUCUUGCUUUCCUUUUCGAUCGUUUUGGACUUGGACUUCUACAGGCCUACCUUCAAGAGACUAAUGAGAUUGAUGAUUUGCCUUUGAAUUCAAUGGUAAUUGACACUUUACUCAGUAAGGUAGUCAAGGAUUUCACAGCAUUGCUUGUUUCUCAAGGAACUCAGCUUGGAAUAUUCUUGAAGAAAAUACUGAAAAGUGAUAUGGGUAAUCUAUCUAAAUCUGAAUUUAUAGAAGCCAUUUCACGCUAUCUUAGUCAAAGAACUAGUUUGGCUUCAAGUGAUGUGUCCAAAUUCUGUAUCUGUGGUGGCAAACGCGAGGUUGUUCGGCAUAUAAUCAGUCCCUCAUCUGGUGACCGGGAGAUAAUUGACAUUCAACAGAAACAUCUUCAGGAGCUCAAAUCGUCUUUCCAUGAGACAAAACUGGAUGUCAAACAGAAACAUUCCCACUGGGAGGAAGAACUUAGAAGGCUUGAGCAUCAUAUUAAGGAUCUACAAGUGGCCUCCAACUCCUACCACAAAGUUCUAGAGGAAAAUCGCAUUCUUUACAAUCAAGUCCAGGACCUUAAAGGAACUAUUAGAGUUUAUUGUAGAGUGAGGCCCUUCUUACCAGGGCAAUCAAAUGGGCAGUCCACUGUGGAUUACAUUGGAGAAAAUGGAAAUAUCAUGAUUGUCAAUCCCAUGAAGCAGGGAAAAGAAGCAAGGAGGGUGUUUUCAUUUAACAAAGUUUUUGGAACGAAUGUCACACAAGAGCAAAUAUACGUUGACACUCAGCCAUUGGUCCGGUCUGUUCUAGAUGGUUUUAAUGUUUGCAUCUUUGCUUAUGGACAAACUGGCUCAGGGAAGACAUACACAAUGAGUGGUCCGGAUUUGACAAGCGAAGUAACAUGGGGUGUAAACUAUCGAGCCCUGCGUGACUUAUUUCAAAUAUCGAAGGCAAGGAUAGAUUUAAUAAGAUAUGAAGUUGCAGUGCAGAUGAUAGAGAUAUACAAUGAACAAGUGAGAGACCUUCUAGUCAGUGAUGGUUCUAACAGAAGAUUGGACAUAAGAAACAAUUCUCAACUGAAUGGCCUUAAUGUCCCCGACGCCAGUUUGGUUCGAGUUACUUGUACCCAAGAUGUUCUUGAUUUGAUGAAGAUUGGCCAAAAGAAUCGUGCAGUAGGGGCUACAGCUCUAAAUGAGAGGAGUAGCCGUUCACAUAGUGUUUUAACAGUUCAUGUCCAUGGAAAAGAGUUGGUGUCUGGAUCUAUUCUUAGGGGAUGCCUCCAUCUUGUGGAUUUAGCUGGAAGCGAGAGGGUGGAUAAAUCUGAGGCUGUUGGUGAGAGACUAAAAGAAGCCCAACAUAUAAAUAGAUCGCUUUCUGCACUUGGAGAUGUCAUUUCUGCUCUUGCACAAAAGAGUGCUCAUGUUCCUUACAGAAACAGCAAGCUUACUCAAGUGCUGCAAGAUUCUUUAGGUGGGCAAGCCAAGACAAUGAUGUUUGUACAUAUAAACCCUGAAGUUAAUGCUCUUGGGGAAACAAUUAGUACACUUAAGUUUGCUGAAAGGGUUGCUUCCAUAGACCUCGGGGCAGCUCGAUCCAAUAAAGAAACUGGUGAACUUCGAGAACUUAAAGACGAGAUAUCAAACCUUAAACUGGCAUUGGAGAAAAAGGAAGCUGAGCUAGAACAUAAAGGUGGGAGUACUAAAAGCACCAUUGACUCCCAAAAAGCAAGGGCUGUUUCACCUUUUCGCAUUCCAAGAUUGAAGCCUGAAACCUCUCAAAGACCUUUGGAUGAUACUAAGAUCUCUGAAGCUAGAAGUUGUUCUUCAGGAAAGCAAAGGAGGUCGAGGUUUCCCUCAGGUUUUACAGAGAAGGAUACUAUGCCAAAGAUACCAUUCAUGGCUGAAGAUAAACUAGCAAGCUCUGGAAAGCCAAGAUCACCAUCUCCUCCUGUUAGAAGAUCAAUAUCUACUGAUAGAGGAGCCCAUAUUAGAAGCAGAGUUAAGGGUGAUGCGGCCGAUAACCAACCAAUUGCAAAAAUACCAUUUCCAGCAAGAGUUCCUGUUAAUAAAUCUCUUGCAACAAUGCCAAUGAUACUUCCAUCAACUGAUAACAACUCGAGAGUACAAAUUAGUGCACAAGAUCAGACAAGGCAAGAGAACAUUUCAGAUACAUUGUACAGCCUUCAGAAGGUGAUGACUACCAAGAAAGUACACCAAGAACAUGAAGAAGAACAGUUUAAACAAGCUCUUAAUAUAAGACAAGGUGGUAUAAGGAAAAGCAAGCCUGAGAAUAAAGCUAAGGCAAAGCAGCACCAAAUAAUCCCAACCAGGCUUCAAAAGUCAGAUGUGAUGACAACAUUGCUUUCAGACUUAGAAGUUGGCAGUGAAAAGGUGGAGGAGCCUCCUCUCAAGAGUGACUUUUCUGAGCCAGAAAAUGAGCAUGUUCCUCUUGGUUCACCUGUGCAUGCUGCAUUGAAGGUGAAAAGGAUUCGUCAAAACUUGUCAAGGAAUUCGCAGAAUCUUGAACCAAGAGGACUAGUGCAGGCAGUGGAGCCAUUACUGGGAGGUAAACUUGAAAACAAGCUUCCAAAUGGUGGAAUUCGUUAUCCAAACCAAAAGGAAACCAGCAAUGUAUCCAUGCCCGAGUUCAGGAGGAGCCGUUCUACACCUCGUGGGAAAUUUUUUAUGUUACCUUGAGGAAUAUUAUAAACUAUGAGUUUAUGAUGAUUAUUAGAGCUCCAGUUUGCAUACUUUUGUGGGUGCAGAGGACCUCAUUUGAGAUAAGAUUGUCAAACCUUUUCUCUUACACCAUAUAGGAAAUUUUUCUCUGUAAUUCAACUUAAAAUUUUCUGUGUAUUUUUCUGGACCACUUUUUUUGUAUAGCUAUAGUACUUGGCUUUAAAUGUUUAUAUUGAAAACUAGUUUGUCGAUUGUAUAAAAAAUUUCUUCUGAGCA
Molecule: messenger RNA, 4056 nt
Organism: Ziziphus jujuba (common jujube)
Lineage: Eukaryota; Viridiplantae; Streptophyta; Magnoliopsida; Rosales; Rhamnaceae
Product: kinesin-like protein KIN-14F
Exons: 18
Coding region: 382-3798 (1138 amino acids)
Biological process (GO): microtubule-based movement
Molecular function (GO): ATP binding; microtubule motor activity; microtubule binding
Source: RefSeq, a predicted model, not a curated record